Molecule: messenger RNA, 2280 nt
Organism: Camellia sinensis
Lineage: Eukaryota; Viridiplantae; Streptophyta; Magnoliopsida; Ericales; Theaceae
Product: oligomeric golgi complex subunit
Biological process (GO): intra-Golgi vesicle-mediated transport
Cellular component (GO): COG complex
Source: RefSeq, a predicted model, not a curated record
AGAAACUCAGAGAGGAAGAGAGCGAGAGAGAGAUCAGAAUCAGAAUCAGAAUCAGAAUCAUCAGAUCGAAGAAGAAGAAGAAGAAGAAAAACCAGAGAAUUGAGUGCAUUACUGUGUAGAGAGAUACAUAAUAUAUAGAUAUAGAUAUAGGGAAAUGGGGACGACGAGUGCACUAGCGCCGGGACUGUCAAGGAAGCUGAAGAAGGUGUUGGAGACAAGGACAGACACACCGGAUCUGCUUGCGUCGUUGAACACUCUCUCCAGCUUCUACACAGACAACAACCCCCAGGUCCGCCGCAACCUCCGAUCCACCAUCGAGAAGCGCUCUCUCUCCAUCAACCUCGAGUUCCUUCUCGCCUCCGAUGCCGCCCAACAGGCUUUGGAUCGGGUCGAGGAGGAGGUUAAUUCGCUGGCCGAAUGUUGUGACAAGAUUGCAAAGGCUUUGAACAGUUGUAAUGCUACCACUGGGGAUAUAAUCAGUACCACAGAGAGGCUCAAACAGGAACUUGAAAUUACUACACAAAGACAGGAGAUUGUCUCAUGCUUCCUUCGUGAUUAUCAGCUUUCUAAUGAAGAGAUAAAUGCGCUGAGGGAAGCAGAACUGAAUGAGAAUUUUUUUAAGGCACUUUCUCAUGUCCAAGAAAUUCAUACCAACUGCAAAGUAUUGCUUCGAACUCAUCAUCAGCGUGCAGGUUUGGAGCUCAUGGAUAUGAUGGCUGUGUACCAAGAAGGAGCCUAUGAGCGCCUGUGCAGGUGGGUUCAGGCAGAAUGUAGGAGACUGGGUGACACUGAUAAUCCUGAAGUCAGUGAACUUUUGAGAACAGCAGUGCGCUGCCUCAAAGAAAGGCCUGUCCUUUUCAAGUAUUGUGCAGAAGAGGUGGCAAAUAUGAGGCAUAAUGCAUUAUUUAGGAGGUUUAUAAGUGCUCUUACCCGUGGAGGACCUGGUGGAAUGCCCAGACCCAUUGAAGUACAUGCUCAUGAUCCCUUACGUUAUGUAGGUGACAUGCUAGGGUGGCUACAUCAGGCAUUGGCAUCUGAAAGAGAACUUGUCCUUGCAUUGCUAGAUCCAGAUGCAGUGGUUGAUACUGGCCCGACUGCACGCCGAUUCUCCUCCAACGGUUUAGAGAGUGAUAUAGGAAAAAAUGAGACUGACUUGACGUUUGUUCUAGACAGGAUUUUUGAAGGAGUUUGCCGGCCAUUUAAAGUUAGAGUUGAACAAGUUUUGCAGUCGCAACCUAGUAUUAUAAUUUCAUACAAACUUAGUAAUACCCUGGAGUUUUACAGCUACACUAUAUCAGAUUUGUUGGGGAGAGAAACAGCCCUUUGUAACACACUUUGGGCACUAAAAGAUGCUUCUCAGAAAACAUUCUUUGACAUUCUGAAAACUCGAGGAGAGAAGCUGUUGCGGUAUCCACCCCUUGUUGCUGUUGAUCUUUCUCCACCACCUGCAGUGAGGGAAGGAGUAUCAGUAUUGCUUGAGAUAAUUGAGACGCAUGAUGGCAUGAUGGUUCCUGCUUCAGGAAAGAAGUCUGACUUUGAUCCGGUGAUAUCUGCAUUACUAGAUCCUAUUAUUCAGAUAUGUGAACAAGCAGCAGAAGCACACAAGUCCAAAGGAGCUAUUCAUUCCUUUAGAAGAAAUAGAACUACUUCUGACCCAAGCCAACUCAGUAAAUCAUCUGUUGAUGCAAUUUUGGCAAACAGCAACACUUUAGCUACGUCUCAGACUAGUGAAACACCCUCCAAGAUUUUCCUCAUCAACUGCUUGUGCGCCAUCCAGCAACCAUUAUUAGGACACGAGGUUGCAUCUGAAUAUGUGAAAAAGCUCGGAACAAUGAUAGAUAAUCACAUGAACAGUCUUGUGGAAAAAGAAGUCGGUACCAUUCUAAGAAGAUGUGGCUUGUCAAACAAGAUGUCUCACUUCCAAAAUUCAUUGAACAGCGAGGAAAUCCUAUUAGCUGAGAUGGAGGACACGUCUCCAACUGCUCUUUCAGAGUGUUUGAAGGCGUUCUUUGGACUUAUUUUAGGAAGCGAGAGUUCUCUGCCAGAGUUUGAGCAGAUGCAGGUACCAAAGUUACGAUCUGAAACUUGUAUUCAAGUGGCUAGAUUACUGGCUGAAGCGUACGAGCUUAUUUACAAGGCGAUCAUGGAUCCAAAGAAUCGGUACCCAGAUCCCAAGUCCUUGGCUAGGCAUCCCCCUGAUCAGAUAAGGACCAUCUUAGGAAUUUGAAACAAUGUUUUCCUGUUAUUUUCAGGGGAUUAUUUAACAAUCUUUUUUUUUUU